UACAGAAAUGUGAUACAUUUCGAUAUCGGCGGAAGGAGAAGCCUACUCCCCCAUAGUUAACAUUGGUCAAAGUUCAGUGCGUCGACUCGAGGUCUGCAUUCAACUUUUUGUUGUCUGCUUUUGACUUGACUUGAAACUGUUAAUAUUCCCAGACUGAUUGUUCUGACUAACAAUGAUAACAUAUUUGUUAUAUACCGCUCUGGCAGGUUUGGCGCUUUUGUUGUUUUUGCCUCGCCUGAUAAAUCGUUAUUUUUUUCAAGAUUUGAGUUACGCCAUUUCUUCAAUUAAAAUUGCUCUAAGCCUUAACAAAAUCAAGAAGCAGAAACCCUUUUACAGUAUGUUGGACUGUUUUCUGGACAAAGUGGCGAAGCAUCCGAAAAAGAAGUUCAUUAUUUUCGAGGAGAGCUCGUACACGUACAGCCAAGCCGACAAAGAGAGCAACAAAGUGGCCAGAGCCCUGUCCACCUAUGCCGGCCUGAAGGAGGGGGACACGGUGGCCCUCUUCCUGGGCAACGAGCCCCACUUUGUGUGGCUGUGGCUCGCUCUGACCAAGUUGGGGUGCAUACCUUCUUUACUGAACUGCAACAUCAGAUCCAAGUCUCUGCUGCACUGCUUCUCCUGCUGUGAAGCCAAGGUUCUGGUGGCGGGUGCUGACUUGCGUCAGGCUGUAGAGGAGGUGUUACCCACCUUGAUCGAGCAGGGUGUCCAUGUGUUUAUCCUUAGCGAGAACUGUGAGCUGGAGGGUAUUGAAAGCCUCACUGAUAAAGUUCAGCAGGCCUCCGACCAGCCUCUGUCACCUCAGCUGAGGGCCAACGUUAACAUUAAGAGUCCCGCACUCUAUAUCUACACCUCAGGAACCACAGGACUUCCCAAGGCAGCUGUUAUCAAUCACGAGAGGCUAUGGAUGUCAACUUAUCUUCAGUCCAUUGCUUCCGUCCGCUCAGACGAUGUCCUCUUCGUGUACCUGCCUCUUUACCACAGUUCUGGAUUUCUUAUGGGGCUUUGUGGAGCCAUAGAACGAGGUAUCACGGUUGUUUUAAAACGUAAGUUCUCUGCCUCCAACUUCUGGAACGACUGUAGAAAGUACAACGUGACAGUUAUUCAGUACAUAGGAGAAGUUAUGCGCUACCUCUGCAACACACCAAAGAGAGAAAAUGAUAGAGAUCAUAAGGUCCGACUGGCCCUGGGGAACGGGUUGAGGAGCGACACCUGGGAGGAAUUCCUGCAGCGAUUUGGGGACAUUUGUAUCUGUGAAUGCUACGGAGCGACGGAAGGAAAUGUUGGCUUUGUUAACUACUGUGGCAGAGUUGGAGCUGUGGGCAAAGAGCAUUUUCUCCACAAAUUGGGAUUUAAGUACGCCCUCAUAAAGUAUGACACGGAGAAAGAGGAGCCUGUCAAAGACUCCAGGGGAUUUUGUAUUGAAGUCCCCAAAGGAGAGACCGGUUUGUUUGUGGGGAAGAUCGAAGCAAGAGCUCCUUUCGCUGGCUAUGCCAAGAACCAUCAGCAGACCGAGAAGAAGAAGCUACGUGACGUGUUUGUGAAGGGAGACCUCUACUUUAACAGUGGCGACCUUCUAAAGAUAGACAAGGAGGGAUUUGUCUUCUUUCAAGACCGAAUUGGAGACACUUUCAGGUGGAAAGGAGAAAAUGUAGCAACCACAGAGGUGGCCGAUCAUUUGCUCAUGUUGGACUUUGUCGAGGAGGCUAAUGUCUAUGGUGUUAAGGUGCCAGGACACGAGGGACGAAUUGGAAUGGCAGCACUGAAGCUCAAAGAAAACAUGGACCUUGACACCAAAGCUGCCUAUCAACACGUCAAAAACUACCUCCCCAGCUACGCAAGACCACGCUUCAUUCGCUUGCAGGAUACACUGGUAGUAACUGGGACGUUUAAGCAAAUGAAGUUGAAGCUGGCAGAGGAGGGCUUUGACCCGGCUGCCAUCAGGGACCCUCUGCUCUACCUGGAAGACAACAACAACAACUAUGUACCCAUGACUCAGCAGAUAUUCAACUCCAUCACAGACGGAAAAAUCAGGCUCUGAAUGAGUUCAGUGUUUAUUGUUGGAAUGUGAACCUCAAAAUAGUACAAUUGAUUUUGAGGUUUGAAGUGAAACUGGAUGUCAAAUAAUGAUAGAUGACAUUCACAAUGAACAUUUAGGUACAGUACAUUUCAUGAGCUAAUGUAGGGAAUAUUGCGAAAUAUUUUAGUUUGAAAAUUUAAAACAUGAUUGAACUGGGCAAAGCAAUCUCAAAUCAUUGACCUGUGAUCUUAGAUUUGCCAGGAACUGAAAGAGCUGGCACAGCACCCGCAUGGCUUAAACAAUAGUAAAUUGCUCAAUCAUCUACAGCUGAAUUACUGUCUGUAUCUAAACUACUGUACUUAACUGCUUUUAGGAUCAUUAUAGGAGCUUAGGUGCUGUGGUGGUUUCCAGUGGAUUGGUAGAGGAAGCAGUGUUGGCAACAGGAGAAGAAGACAUACAGUUCAUUCUUCUGCAGGUGGAGGAUAAGUGUUUUUGAGUUGCCUGUGAAACCUUCACAGGGCAGCAGAGCUGAUGAGGCCCACACUGCACCCACUGGUUGCAGAAACUGGGCACACUGUAGAACUUUGUCAGCUUUUUCAGGACCUUUUUACCCAGGAGAUUUGAUGGCACUUCUGUAAUCUUAAACAUAGGACCAGAUCCUGUUGAUGGUGUGCUAGAGAGGGCGGCUGCAGCAUCUUUGAGACAAGGCCUUUUAUCAAAGUCGUAGCCGGACGGCGAUCCGAUGUAAUUGUAAGGCAGAGGCUCGCUGCUGCAGCUGAGAGAGCGCAUUGGUCUCCUAGAUCUGUUCCAGGCCUUGUCAAUCCACAGCUCCACUUGAGCCUUGUCAAGCCUGGAGACAGCAUCCUCUCUCCCCUCAGAGUCGAGGUCUUCCUCUAUCACCUCAUCUUUCCCUGAUUUUAGUUGGUCUGCAUUAUUCAGAGCCUGAGUCUCAGCCAGGAGAGUGGAAGCUGUUUUGGAGAUGACGCUCCAGUCCUUAAGGAUGUCCUCUGCGGUGGUGAACUGUGAGGUCACUGUGAAUCUGAUGAUACGCUUGGUGUUAAUGUCUGCAGGGAUGAGGUACAUGGUGCCUGACCGCGUCAGUCUCCUCAGCAGCUCUUGGGUCAAAGUAUUUCCAACCUAGAAUAAAAAAUAUAUAAAUGUUGCAGGGCCAAAAAACCCAAAACCUCUCAACUAAACUGAAACAUUUAGAGGGAGACAUUUCAAGGUUACCAGUUACCAAUCAUCUCCUAUAUUGCUCUGACCUUAACUAGCGGGCGUUGUAAAAAAUGUUUUCCUUAUAAAGGAACUCACCUUUAUAUGAUAUUUUACUUUCAACAAUGAUUAGCUAAGACAUGUUGCUUCACAAAGUUUGCUGCGUAGACAGUUCAAAUCUGUGCAACCUACUUUUAGGCAGAAAACAACCAGGCCAAGGUGCCUCUCAGCGGGAACUUCGAAAUUUGGGUCACUCCUAAUGUGAGACUCCAAAAGCUUGGCCAUCUCAAUCCCCUAAAGCAAAACAAAAAUAUACAUAUAAAUCUUUUAAUUCAAAGACAAAUAAAAGCUGUAGGAUGUCCUAGUAUUUCAUGCAUAAAUAAAUGUGCCUUAUCUGAUAACAUUGAAUGUUUAUUUCUUUCUUAAAUACUUUGCAUUAAAUAACUGAGAGCCACUUACAUGUCUGAUAUGAGCCUGGAGGUUUUUCAGUCCAAAGGAGCGCAUAACAAACCAAAGUUUCAGAGAACGGAAACGGCGGCUAAGGGGAAUUUGCCAAUUCUGAACAGAAAAAUUAUGUUUCCUUUAUAUAAAAUGAUUCACCGUGAUAAUUAAAAAUGUAAUUAGGUCAUACUGUAUGUUACCAUGAAGUCUGUGGCUGCCUGUGAGUUUUCAUGUCUGAGGUAAACAGGAUCAACAGUGAACGUCUGUUGGAGCUUAUAUUUAUCCUUUACCCUGGAAAAACAAGUUCAAACAAUAUUAACAAAUAAACGAGCAUCCUUCUAGUAUUAA
Molecule: messenger RNA, 4018 nt
Organism: Eleginops maclovinus (Patagonian blennie)
Lineage: Eukaryota; Metazoa; Chordata; Actinopteri; Perciformes; Eleginopidae
Product: long-chain fatty acid transport protein 2-like
Molecular function (GO): long-chain fatty acid-CoA ligase activity; long-chain fatty acid transmembrane transporter activity
Source: RefSeq, a predicted model, not a curated record